AUGCAAAAUGACAAACCUGUAUCUAAAGUUGCAUAUCAGGAUUAUGUAACUGAAGGUACACACGAGUAUGCGACGUAUAAUGCUGUUGUCCAAAACCAGAAAACCACAGCUGACGAGGUUGUGUAUCAAGAUCUAAAAGAUUACAAUGAAUACCUGUACCACAAUACCACAGCAGUUGAAGUGGUGUACCACGAUACCGCAGUUGAACUGGUACACCAGAAUUUAGGUGAAUAUCAGGACUAUGUAGCUGAAGAUGUACACGAUUAUGCGACACAUAACUCUGUUGUCCAAAACCAGAAAACUACAGCUGACGAAGUUGUGUACCAGGAUGUAAAAGAUUACAGUGAAUACCUGUACCACAAUACCGCAGCAGUUGAGGUGGUGUACCACGAUGCCGUAGUUAAACAGUUGUAUCACGAUACUGGAGUUAAAGUGGCAUACCAUAAUUCAGACGUUGACAGAAGUAAACGAACUGGAAACCGAAAAGGAAUUGCACAUGCCAUAGUCGGUGGUCAGACUUCUCCAACAUUAAGUCACAAAGACACAGACCGUCACCAGAAAGUGACCAGUUCACCGGACUGUGUCGAAAACAGUGUUCGCGAUUCCGAGAGCCGAGGAAGAGGGAAAGGAAGUGAGUUUCACUUUAGCGAUGAUUACAGUGAAAUUAAUACAUGUAUGCCAAAUGAGAACAAAGACGAAGAACCAAAUUAUUAUCUGCAAAUAAUUGGUUGAAAUCAUCGGGAUGUUUUGCCCAUAGAUGCCUGGUGGCUG
Messenger RNA from Anneissia japonica, 771 nucleotides. RefSeq lists its product as uncharacterized. The transcript is spliced from 4 exons. Bases 1 to 732 code for a protein of 243 amino acids. NCBI's taxonomy places the organism in Eukaryota, Metazoa, Echinodermata, Crinoidea, Comatulida, Comatulidae. The record is from RefSeq and is a predicted model, not a curated record.